AUGGAACCCCCAACAUCAAUUAAGGAGGUGCAGUGGCUGACAGGUCGAAUGGCGGCUCUUGGGCGUUUCCUCUCCAAAUCGACCAAAAGGGAACUCCUGUUUCUUCAGACGUUAAGGGCAGGGAAAAAGUUUGAGUGGACGGAGCAAUGCCAAAAGUCAUUUGAGGCAUUAAAAGAGUACUUGAAGGAAGUCCCUUUAUUGACUCGGCCUGAAACUGGGGAAAUGUUAUAUCUGUACUUGGGCGUAAGUGACAAAGCAGUGGCACUGGCCCUAUUGAACGCCUCCAGAAAGUUGAGGCCAUAUUUCCAAGCUCACUCCAUUAGCGUACUGACAGACCAACCAUUACGGAGCAUUUUGCAAAAGCCUGAGUGUUCCGGUUGUCUCACCAAAUGGUCCAUUGAGUUGAGUGAGUAUGACAUACAAUAUCAUCCUAGGCAGGCUAUAAAAGGGCAAGCAUUGGCGGACUUUAUUGUCGAAUGUACACCCUCUAAGGAGGCCAAGGAAAAGAGCAUAACAGAGUGGUUACUGUUUGUUGAUGGGGCUGCCAGUUCCCAAGGGAGUGGAGCAAGAAUAGUGCUUAUCCCACCAGAAGGAGAAUCCCUUGAAUACUCUCUAAGAUUCGCUUUUCCAAGCUUGAAUAAUGUGGCCGAGUAUGAGGCACUAAUCGCUGGUCUGAGGUUAGCCCGAAAACUUGAGGUAGCACAAUUGAUAGCCCACAGUGAUUCUCAACUGAUCGUUCAGCAAUACUACGAGCAGUACGAGACUAGAGAGCCGGCCAUGGGACAGUAUCUCCAGAAAGUCAGGGCACUUGCACAGUUGUUCGAAAGUUUCCAGCUAGUACAGAUCAACAGAUCCCUUAAUGGCCAUGCAGACGCUUUAUCCAAAUUAGCAUCCACUAAAGAAACUACUGGGAGAAUAGUGUAUGUGGAAGUCCUUCAACGACCAAGUAUAGAAGAACCUGAAGUAGCAUGUAUUGAGAAUAGUAACGACUGGAGAACCCCUUUCUACAAAUAUUUGACCACGGGAGAAUUAUCGACAGACCCAAAAGAGGCUAAGAAAAUUAAAUUUAGAGGAGUUCGUUUCACAAUAAUAGAUGGGAUGCUAUACAAGCGAGCGCACACUAUGCCACUCCUCAAAUGCUUAGGUCCUCGGGAAACCAAUUAUGCUUUGACUGAGGUUCACAGUGGAGUAUGCUGUGAGCAUCUGGGAGGAAGGGCCCUCGCGGCCAAAAUCCUAAGGGCAGGCUUUUUCUGGCCCACAUUACAACAUGACGCUCAAGCAAAGGUCAAAGAGUGUGAUAAAUGUCAGAGGCACGCCCCGAUUCAUUCUGCUCCGAUAUCGCAACUACAACCCACAUUCCAGCCCAUUCCCUUCGCUCAAUGGGGCUUGGAUAUUCUCGGCCCAUUUUCGCAAGCUACAGGGGAAAGGAAAUUCCUUUUGGUGGCAACGGAUUAUUUUACCAAGUGGAUUGAAGCCGAAGCCCUAGCCACCAUCAGUGCGAGGAAAGUAGAGGCCAUGGUAUGGAAAGACAUUGUAUGUCAAUUUGGAAUCCCACGAAUCAUUAACACCGAUCAUGGAAAGCAGUUCGACUGUGAUUCUUUCUGA
This is a messenger RNA of Diospyros lotus (date-plum), 1605 nucleotides long. RefSeq lists its product as uncharacterized. The record is from RefSeq and is a predicted model, not a curated record. Gene Ontology annotation, biological process: DNA integration. Lineage: Eukaryota; Viridiplantae; Streptophyta; Magnoliopsida; Ericales; Ebenaceae. Gene Ontology annotation, molecular function: RNA-DNA hybrid ribonuclease activity; nucleic acid binding. The transcript is spliced from 2 exons. The coding region runs from base 1 to 1605 and encodes 534 amino acids.